Molecule: messenger RNA, 1455 nt
Organism: Fraxinus pennsylvanica
Lineage: Eukaryota; Viridiplantae; Streptophyta; Magnoliopsida; Lamiales; Oleaceae
Source: the annotation of a GenBank genome assembly
AUGCCGUCAUCGCCGAGUUCUGUUUCUUUGUGUGUGUAUUUGUAUCAGUUGAGAAGUAAUUUUGAAGAUAGAAAACAAAUGAAGAAUUCAGUGUCUGAACAGAGCUUGUACGUAGAGAGUGACGAAGAGGAUGUGGAGAAGGCAUAUGAUGAAGGUGGAGUUGCAGAAGAUGGGAAUGAUUCUGAUUUCUCCAAUUACUCCAAUGAUAAUAAGAAUAGCCACCAAAGCAAGCCCAAUUCAUACAAUACCUCUUGGCCUCAAAGUUACAGGCAAUCAAUUGAUCUGUACAGUAGUGUUCCAUCUCCGAGUCUUAACUUUCUCGGGACACCAUCUUUGCCUAAAAGCUCGUACCUUUCCUCGUCCCUUACAAGGAGACAUACGCCAGAGAUAUUACCUUCUCUGGAUAAACCACUCUUAUCUGAAGUAGAGGAUGAGAAAGUACCACAGCAACGACGUAGUUCCCAUUCUCUAUUGCCACCUAUACCGUCAAAGAAGCCGGGAAUAAAGAAAGUGAGUCUCGAGGAGAAAGAGUCCAAGGUCUCAGAUGAACUUCCAAAUUCUCGCCAGAGCUCAUAUGGCCAAGCAGUGUUAAACGGCAUGAAUGUUCUCUGUGGAGUUGGAGUCCUUUCUACUCCAUAUGCUGUCAAAGAGGGAGGGUGGCUCGGGCUUUCUAUAUUAUUGAUUUUCGCUGUGCUUUCUUACUACACCGGUAUUCUCUUACGAUACUGCUUGGACAGUCAACCUGGGAUUGAAACAUACCCGGACAUUGGCCAGGCUGCCUUCGGUAGAAUGGGACGUAUUGCAAUAUCAAUAAUUUUAUACGUGGAAUUAUACGCUUGUUGCAUUGAAUUCAUUAUUUUGGAGAGCGACAACUUGUCAUCUUUAUUUCCAAAUGUGCAUUUAAGCAUUGGAGGAUUCGAAUUAAACUCUCCCCAUUUCUUUGCAUUGAUGACCGCCCUGGCCAUUCUUCCUACUGUUUGGUUGCGCGACCUGAGUAUUCUUAGCUAUAUAUCCGCGGGAGGAGUAAUUGCAUCAGUGUUGGUGGUUGCUUGCUUGUUCUGGGUUGGCUUAGUUGAUCAAGUUGGCUUUCAGACUAAUGGCACAAUGCUGAACCUUUCCACUCUUCCGGUUUCUAUUGGUCUAUACGGUUAUUGCUACUCAGGUCAUGCUGUUUUUCCCAACAUCUAUACAUCAAUGGAAAAACCUAACCAGUAUCCUGCAGUCCUCCUAACAAGUUUUGGCAUUUGCACUUUGCUGUAUACUGGAGUUGCUGUAUUGGGAUACACUAUGUUCGGAGUAUCAACGAAAUCACAGUUCACCCUCAACAUGCCCCAAGAUUUAGUUGCAUCUAAAAUUGCUGUUUGGACUACGGUAGUCAAUCCAUUUACAAAAUAUCCUUUCACUGAAUCUACUCGUUCGAAUACUUCGAGGGUCGAGCAUCUUCAUUUAUCAUAA